UGAAUACUGAAUCUUGUCUAUUAGAGAUACCAUUGAAAAUCAUGUUAAUCAUCAAUUCACAAAAGUAUACAAACACACACACACACACACACCAAAACUACGGUUACUUUUAUCAAAUUAGCCUAACUGCAGUUCAAAGUUUCAUUAUUGAAUAUAAUUCUAAGAUCUUUAUAUUAUUUUCAGUAUAAUCCAUUUUACGGGGUGUGAUAAACAAACCAUUAGGACAGUGGUAUACAACACCGUUUCUGUAAUUUAUCAAAUACACUUGAAGAAAUGUUUGCUGAUCUAUACGAUAGUUCAUGGAUGUACAACACAGGUAGCAAAGUUACAAUUAUAUUGAACGGUAGUAAUAUUUCUGCUCUAUCAGAGUAUACGAAAAUGGUUUUUCUAAUUCUUGGAAUUGAAAUAGCUAUUACACUGUUGAUCAUCAUAAUCUUAUCAGUGUUAGAGACAGUUCAUAAAACACCUAAUCCAUGGACAGUUUUACCUUGGAUAUUGAUGUACGUUUUUAGUUAUUGCAAUCUUAUCAUUAUUAUCAUUUGUUGACUUAAAAGUAAUAAUACAAAUUCUAAUCAAGUUUUCCGAAAGUUUAUUUGUCACAUUCAAUUAUGUACCCAUUUGGAACAUCAUGUCAAUCAACACAAUUUGCUCAUCACAUUAAUAGACGGAUAUCGGUGAUCAGGAAUCCAUUAUCAAAUAAUAAUAAGUCGUACAUGCAUGCUGUCUGAAUUAUGUUAAUGAAUAAUGAUCCCAUCACUUUUAUUACAGUUUAUAAUGAAUAACAAUCCAACUUUUCUACUCUUUAUGGAGCUUGUCUUAAUUUUUAAGCUACAUGUUAUUCCCUGAAAAAAUUUCCAUCAUAUUAAAACACAAUUAUAUGAACGAAGAAUAUUCUUUUCAAUGAAUUUCUCAUCAGGUACUCUACAAUUAUAAAUUAAUAAUCCAUAAAAGAAGGUUGACCAAAUUUAAGGCAGAGUACAUCAAUUUAACAUAACUGUAAUAGGUGAAUCAAGGGAGUGUUGUUUGUCAUAUAAAAUAAUAAUAAGAUCGAAUCGUCAGUGUUUUGGGGGAUGACUAAUAUGAAGUGUUAACUUGAAUCAGUUUAUAGGUGAAAUGAAAUCGUAAGAUAAAUGAUGAUCAGAAUAUAUGCAUAGUUGACAUGGGGGUGAGAGAUAGAAAAAUGCGAUUACAAAUCAGAAAUUACGUAAUAUGUAGAAUAAUAUAAAUUAGGUCAGAUAUAGUAGUAGAUUGGGGGUGGAUGAUAAAUAAAUUUCUCUAAAAGGUUAACAGAUGUGAUAAUAAUAAGAAGAAUAAUGAUUGAUAAGAUGUGUAGAUAAACUAAGUUGGAGAUAUAGAAAUGAACAUUAAUCAAAUUAAUUUCACCAUAUUCCCAAAAUUGAUUAUUAACAAGUUGACCCUGAAGUUGACCAGGGUAAAAGGAGCGGCUGUAUAUAUUUCUUUUGGAUGCAGAGCUCUGGCUUUUUGAUUCGAAUAGUAAUUGCCUCAGCCGUCUGUAGGAUUCUCUGUCUGACAGAAUUAGGUAGACUCCUAUUUAAACGAUAUAUUAUUGUGAAAGAUUGCUCAAUGUCGGCUCUAUGUCCCGUCUGAACUAAAUGGGCUAAAACAGAGCUGUUAACCGUUCUGACUACACCUUUGCUUAACCACACUGGAAGGUGUUCACGAGCCCGAGUAUACAAAUUCCUAGAACAUUCGCCUAUAUACGAUUUUUGUAUUUUAUCAAGCAACGUUGGAAUUUGUGCUAAAUAUGCUACUACUACUGUUGUGAACAGAACACGACUGUUGGACAAUGGAAUGUAUUUAAGCAAAUAUUACAAAGUAUCCCAGUAAAUUGUAAUAACCAUACAAUGGACAGUUAAUUUGCAAAUUAACAACCAAUAGUCUCCAUGUUCGCUGUUUCUUCUUUAAUUGCAUUGCUCAUGCAUUUUGCAAACGAUUGUGCUUUAUUUCAGUUCUUUCCUGAUCGGUCUUCUGCGAAAAUACAUUCUAUGUCUGACCCACACCAUAUACUACUUAUAUGGAUAUAAGUAGAUCACACCACACUGGUCCCCCCUUUAAAGCAUUCGUUCAUGCGGUGGUUCUGCUCGCCAUGCCACUAUCUUCUUCCACUGCAGUCUGUGACAAACUGUCCGUUAGAAUGUCGAGUCUGCGGCGCGCUGAACUCCAUAGCUCCGUCGACCUGCCGUGGCACCAACAUCCGCAUGCACCCGGCACCUGGGACGUUGAACACCCGUACUCCACCGGCCUGCUGAGCCAUCUACAUCCGAUGUCCGCCCAGCAGCCGCACAUCCCACUGCUCCUCUCCGUCGACAGCACC
Schistosoma rodhaini is the source of this 2335-nucleotide messenger RNA. The record is from the annotation of a GenBank genome assembly. Lineage: Eukaryota; Metazoa; Platyhelminthes; Trematoda; Strigeidida; Schistosomatidae.